Messenger RNA from Pygocentrus nattereri (red-bellied piranha), 3309 nucleotides. RefSeq names its product CMP-N-acetylneuraminate-beta-galactosamide-alpha-2,3-sialyltransferase 1-like. The record is from RefSeq and is a predicted model, not a curated record. Lineage: Eukaryota; Metazoa; Chordata; Actinopteri; Characiformes; Serrasalmidae. Gene Ontology annotation, molecular function: beta-galactoside (CMP) alpha-2,3-sialyltransferase activity. The transcript has 6 exons. Bases 20 to 973 code for a protein of 317 amino acids.
CAGACUUACAGCUUAGAGGAUGACACUCUGCACCAGUAUCACUUGCCACCUUCAGGAACUGUUUGUGGGAAUAAUCAUCCUCUGCCUGGUUGGGUUAAACUACAUCCAGCUUAAUGUUGAUUCAGAGGAGAUGUGUGCCUGUUUCCAGUGUAUGGCAGGAAGUAAAGACGACCCCUGGUUUGCGGAGCGCUACAAGAACCUGGUGCCAAAACUUCUGUCCAGGCAGAACAGCGAGCUCAGUCCAAACACCAGGAAAUGGUGGGAGAGGCUUCAAGGUAGACCAACUAAAAAGAACUACAGUGAACUUGUGGAGACUCUGUUCUCGCUGUUCCCUGAUGAAGAACACUACUCAGACGCUGGUCCACACCGCUGCAGAACCUGUGCUGUGGUGGGAAACUCUGGAAAUCUGAAAGGAUCUCAUUAUGGCCCUCUAAUAGACGCCCAUGAUGUUGUCAUAAGGAUGAACAAAGCCCCUACUGCAGGCUUUGAGAAGGAUGUUGGGUCAAAGACCACUCAUCGUGCCAUCUACCCUGAGAGUGCUGUGGACAUGGACAACUCCACCCACCUUGUCCUGGUACCAUUUAAAAUUCUGGAUCUUCAGUGGCUCAUCAGUGUCUUCACUACCAAACACAUCACACGGACAUAUACUGUAGUGAAAAACACAAUACAAGCAGACUACGAAAAGGUGAUGAUAUUGCACCCUGAGUUUAUGAGAUAUGUCUAUGAGGUCUGGCUGCAGAAACAGGGGAAAUAUCCUUCUACUGGAUUCAUGAUGCUUGUGCUGUCCCUGCACAUCUGUGACCAGGUGAAUGUAUUUGGAUUUGGUGCCAGUAAAGAUGGAGACUGGCACCACUACUUUGACAAAAGAUAUCAUCAUCUUCUCAAUAAGGGCGUUCACAGAGGAAGCACUGAAUACAACAUCACUCUGAAACUCCAUCACAAGAACAGGAUCCGGAUGUAUAAAGGAUGGUAAAUUUAAGUCAGGUAAAAGUGCUUCUAUAUUUUUCUUUAAUCAUAAUGGAGUUCUGUUAAAAAGGAAAUUUUUGUAUCAGAAAGCUAUGCAUGUCAAGAGUAAAACCAGGAAACCUGUUUUGAGAAUCAGGGCGGUAAUAAAAACAGAAUUAGAGAGAAAAAUAGCGACAAAUGCUUGUCUGGGAUCUAAAAAUUUGGCCGUGUGGAGAUAUUCUAAAUUUUUAUGGUCGGUAAGGACCUGGAAAGGAUGAACUGCACUUUCCAGCCAAUUAUGUCAAGCUUCAAGGGCUAGAUUAACUGCUAGCAGUUCACAGGUAAAUGAUGCCAUAGUUACAUUGCACUGAACUUGGAGUAAAAUGUGACAGGGGACAACUCAGGAGUACCACUGCAUUAAGAUAGAACAACACCUACUCCAGUCUCAGACGCAUCCACUUCUACUACAAGUGGGUAGUACUCAAAGGCUGUCUCGUCUUUGUCUUGGGGUCCAUAAACAUUUUUUGGAGGCACCUUUAAGUAGGGUACCAGGAGUGCAGGUAUGGUACUGAAAUGCCUGUUGAAGUGCCUGUAAAAGUUUGCAAAGCCAAGAAAUUUCUGCAUUUCCUUAAUAGAGUUUGGAAUGAGCCAGUUAACUACUGUUUUGGUCUUGUGAUUGUCCAUAGUAACCCCCUGAGCACUGUGAAUAUACCCCAAAAAGAAGACUUGUUGUAUGUGAAAUUUGCACUUCUCUCUUUUAAUGAACAAGUUGUUGUCUAGCAGACAUUGAAGAACUGGCCAGACAUGAUGGACAUGGGUGUCUAAAUCCAACCUACCAAUCAUAUCUCUAAGUACAUCAUUGAUCAAUAACUGGAGAAAAGAGGGGGCUUUAGAGAGGCUGAAAAUCAUAAUAAGGUAUUCAUAGUUCCACCUAGUGGUGAUAAAAGAUGUCUUUCAUUCAUCAGCCUCCUUUACCCGGACUAAAUUGUAUGCACAACAGUGAAAUACUGAGCACCUCUGAGCUGUUCCAAGGCUACCAGGAUAAGAGGUAGGGGCAAAUUUCUUAGCAAUUUCACUGAGAGCACAAUACUCAAUACAAGGCCUUAAUCCACUACAUUUCUUUUUAACAAAGAAAAAUCCAGAUGCGGCUGGAGAAAUUGAAGGAUGAAAGAAACCCUGGCCUAGUGCCAUCAAUGUACUCUCUCAUAGCUUAUAACAGGCAGGAGAACAGACUUCAUGAUCAACCCCUUAGUGGAAACAUUUACCACAUUUCCCAGAGUUGGUGCCUGAGGCCUGUGUGGAUGAGCCCAACAGUCACGUAAAAUGUGACGAGCUGCGCAACAAUAAAUGCACAGACCUCCAUGUAAAUGACAAAGCCUCUCUGCUCAGCCUAGACUGAUCGCAUCGCAUGGGUUCAGGAACUGAUCUUGAACUGGAGCUGGAACUGGAAAGAGGGCUGUAGGUGGGCCUAGAACUGGAACAGGAGCUGGGACUGGAACCAGAAUGGGGACCGGAGUUGGAGCUGAAACUGGAACCGGAACAGGAGCUGGAGUUUACAUAUGUUGAAGCAGAACUUGUGUAAAGGCAGAUUUUGCAAGAGCUGAUCAAGACUGACAAACUAAUGAGUUGGUCCAAAGUCAAACUGUCAUUCUUGCAAGCUAACGCAGUCAAUACUUCAGGACAGCGAAAAGCUACCAUUUCUCGCACUUUCUGCAGCCAAAGUGCGAACCUCUAAUACAUUGGCUGCCACCGAGCAAUCAUUCCUGUUUAAGCUUGCACAAAAACUCUCCUGUAGAAUAGCAAUCAUGGGGAUGGUCAAACAGUCUUAGAAUCUUUCAAGAACUAUUCAUAAGACAGUUCUUGUAGGUGAGACCACCCAGCUGUUGUACACUCUAAUGCUUUGUCUGAUAAGCAUGAUAUUACAAAUGCUAUUUAGGCCUGAUCAGUACUAGACAGGGAGCUACUGGAUAAUACAGAAUGUUGUAGAAGAAUACCUCAACAUUUCUGUGGACAUCCAUCAAAUUUAUUGGGUUUACUUACUGGAAAAGCUGAAUUAACACUGACUGGGGCAUAUCUCCAUAAUAGGACACACUGGGACAGAGACAGAGGCAGGUGACCAAACAGAGAGGUUACGCAGUUGAGUAGAUUGAGUAGAUCGCAGUUGAGUAGAUCACUAAACAUUUAAACCCUAUACAUAAUUGCAUCAAUCAUCUUAUCCAUGCCAUGGAGGGAAGAGGGGGUGGUUUCCAGGCAUAUGUAACCUAAUAUCAGUACAAUGAUCUUAAGAAUGCUGACAUAAAUAGUUAUGUAUAGUGUUUUAAAUAUGUUUAGUGCUGUAAAUAUGUUCAACGUUUCUUCUUAUUA